AUGAUCAAGGAUGAGCUGACCAGGCUGAACGAUGUCUACCAUUCGAUGGAGGCGGAGAUGCAUGGCUAUGCGAACGAGCUGGAACUUGCCGAUGCUCGCGAAGAGGCACUUGGAAGGGAUCUUGAGGACGCCAGGACGACAAACUUCAAGCUUACCUGCGCCAAGAAGGACCUCGCCGAGCACGUCCACCACCUGAAGUCUGCAGCCGCCGAGACAGAAGAGGAGCGGCGCCGACUAAGGCGUGAGGCGGAGCGCGCCAAGACGGUUGCAGAAAAGCACUCGCUGGAAGACACCAUCCGCAAAUGUAAGGCAGAGAUCGAGCAAGCUAUCGCAGAGACUCGCAGGUUGCAGGGCCUCAUCCCGGAGAGGGAUGAGGAGAUUUAGAGGCUGAAAUCCAGCAAUCUCGAACUGCAUAACCUGGUUCAACAACGAGGGGCAGAAGCAGAGGAAGCGAGAGCCGAGAACACCAAAUUAGAGGGCAUCCUGCGUAAGAAGGAGGUACAGUCACAGCUAGCCGUAUUAGCUGCUUUCCCCAUCACGCCUGUGUCUCCCCCAGCGUCAUUCGGGACGCUUCCGUCCCCGUCAGGGCAAGCUAUUCAGCCACCCCAGCCAGAACGUCUCCUCCCACCUCCGCCCGGCUCCCCCGUCCCGCCAUGGGAUUUUAGCAGCCAGGAAUGUGUAAGCUGGC
Molecule: messenger RNA, 688 nt
Organism: Parathielavia appendiculata
Lineage: Eukaryota; Fungi; Ascomycota; Sordariomycetes; Sordariales; Chaetomiaceae
Exons: 2
Coding region: 1-384 (127 amino acids)
Source: RefSeq, a predicted model, not a curated record